Molecule: messenger RNA, 528 nt
Organism: Microtus ochrogaster (prairie vole)
Lineage: Eukaryota; Metazoa; Chordata; Mammalia; Rodentia; Cricetidae
Gene: Dcaf16
Product: DDB1 and CUL4 associated factor 16
Cellular component (GO): Cul4-RING E3 ubiquitin ligase complex
Source: RefSeq, a predicted model, not a curated record
AUGGGCCCCCGAAUUUCAUCUCCUGAUCAUUUAACAGAAUCAAAACGUGAAGAAGAAGAAUGCCCUACCCAUCUCUCUGAAGAAGACCCCAAGAUGCCCAACCUUAAACUUCUUGAGAAUCUUUCCCGCCAGGUUAAUAAUCUUUUAAAAUAUUCUAAAACUUGGAAAUGUUUAGAUCCCAAAUCCUAAUUGUAUUAUGCUGAACUCUUAGAACAAAAUAAUGCAGUCCACAAACUUCAAGGGACAGGUCUAAGGCUCUCCCAUUGUUCCCUUUGUGUCCCCAAACUGGAACCAAUUCCUGAGUGUCCCUCUCCGGCCUCUUGUGAGGGCUCAGCUUUUCAAAAGCCCCUUAAGAGUCACAGUCAGUGCAUGAGACAUCAUGCUACUCUAAACGGAGCACUGCAGUUUGCCACCAAACAGCUAAGCCGAGCACUGAGUAGAGCCAUUUCCAAACGUGGAUGUGUAAAUCAUUUCCCUGACUCUUGCAUUUCUUGUUUCUGGACAAAGGGAGUAAAAGAAACAGCCUGA